Messenger RNA from Bemisia tabaci, 3105 nucleotides. It is a transcript of the gene TAF1B, whose product is annotated as TATA box-binding protein-associated factor RNA polymerase I subunit B. The record is from RefSeq and is a predicted model, not a curated record. Gene Ontology annotation, biological process: RNA polymerase I preinitiation complex assembly; nucleolar large rRNA transcription by RNA polymerase I. Gene Ontology annotation, cellular component: RNA polymerase I core factor complex; RNA polymerase transcription factor SL1 complex. Gene Ontology annotation, molecular function: RNA polymerase I core promoter sequence-specific DNA binding. NCBI's taxonomy places the organism in Eukaryota, Metazoa, Arthropoda, Insecta, Hemiptera, Aleyrodidae.
UAAACAACAUGUGAAAACUGAAGGUUUCUUCAUGGUUUCUUCGUGCUUCUGUGUUCAUGCUUGUGUUAAUAAUUUAAUAUCAAACUUCUUCUUUGGAUUGAUACAUCUAUGAUUACAUUAAGAGUUUGACUACCUUUUGAAGUCUCAGCUUCAUCAUUUUACUCGUCAAAUGGGUACCUAAAGCCUCUUGAUCUUGUUUGACCUGUUCUGAGGGCUCCUGCUAGCUCAACCUUUAAAACAUAAAUAUGCCCGAAUUCAGUGCUUGUGCUGUGUGUGGAUCCACCCAAUACUCUCUGGACAAUGGCAUGUACUUUUGUGAUACAUGCGGUACUGCACUUAAUGAUGUGUCACAACUAGUCGAUGCAAAUGAUUACACAAACCAAGAGAUUGAAGAGGAAGUCGAAGCAGUUGUCCCUGGUAGUGCUUCCAUCGGUGUCAAUAAAAGACAGGUCACUGCUCAUCAAAAAUAUUUUUACGAAUAUACAUCCUGGGAAAUUUACAACUAUGCACUGAAAGGAUGGGUUGAUGAACUCAUCCAAAUGGGCAUUGAUCCACAGUUAAAGGUUGUGGCUCUGCAAGUUUGGGCAAAAAUUUUAAGUUUAUCAAAAGUAGCAUUUUUCUCUGAAGAUAAGACUGAGAAACCACGGCUUGGAAUACAUACCAAUAAACUUGAUGCUCAUAUUUUGUACGGAGUGAAGAAUAUAAAGAGAGACCUUUUUGGGAUAACAAAUAAAUCCCAACUCCUCAGAGCUGGUGGAAAAUUGAAAGAAGGAAAAGAGCGCAACAAACGUAGCAAAAAUAGAACUCAAGUUUUAAGGAAAGAUUUGAUGAAACUCCACCAAAAAGAGCAAGAAAGUGCUGCUUUAGAAGCGAGUCAAAUGAGUCAAACCUUGGAUAAUUUGAUGGCUGAUGAUUUAGAAAAACGGAAGAACACGGUCCUCUUAAAUCCCAAAGCAAAAAAGGCACUCGAUGAAGCAAUUAAAAAUGGAACGCCAGUUGAUACCAAAAUCAAAGAUGAAAUUUUUCCAUUUAACCUAACAACUUUAAUAGCAGUUUUACGAUGUGCUUUAGUCAUCAUGGACACUGAAGUACUUACCUCAGAUUUAUUUCGGCUAGCCGACAAUAAAUUUUUAUCAUUAUUCCACAUUGCUAAUUUGGUGCCUGAGCACAUUUUAGCCAAGUGUGACCCGAUGUUGUACAGUCCUUCAACUCAUUUAACCAUGCCCAGACCUGAUAGCGUCGAUACAGAGGUGGCAGCCCUACUAAGGUAUAUGAAUGUCACUUACCGUCCAAAUCUGGGGCAGCUAUGUGCUAGGUAUUGUCAGGAGCUCCAGUUACCUGUGAUGGUGGUUGAGUGGACUCAGUUGAUCAUAAAACUUUAUCCUGUCAGUGAAAUUGUGCCUCUGAAGAGAAAUACACUUCAUUACAAGUAUAGGUAUGACGUAAUUGUAAUGGCUUGUAUCAUUUUCGUCAUGAAGCUAUUCUUUUCUCUGGACGACGUCACCGAGUAUGAACAAUCUAAAGUGGCAGCCGCAAUCAACAAGAAAAUUAGGAAACACAAGCUUGCCGAGCCAAUUCUGUUUGAAUGGAAUGAAUGGAGGAAGUAUAUAACUUGUCGGAAAACUCUUAUUGCAUUGCACCAUUAUCCAACUUUCUUAAGAUUGCAUCAGGAUAAGAUGUUCGAUGCUAAUCUUUUAUUAAGGUACUGGCAGAAACAAGUUCUACCUCCUGGUGUUCGGAGAUCUGCUAUGGUGGACUUCUACUCCUCCCUGUUGAAAGAUCUGGAUCCUAGUCUGGAACUGAAUACUGAUAAGAAGCUAGUUUUACCUGAUCUCAACUUGCAGCCCUCUUUGACUCCUUUUUCCAGUCUUUCAGAAGAGUUGCUAUCCCACCACUCAAAUACUAUCUCACCAGCUGUUUUGACUCUACUGAAGCAAAAUUUUCCCGAAACUUCGGUCAAAUUUCUAGCAGAAGAGACUUAUUUGCAGAAAUUGGCAGAGAAAUUGGGUAUCCAGGUCUCAGUAAGUGAUGAAAUGAAUAAACUCUUGUCCAUCAAGAAAAUCGAGGAAGUUCAAAGAAUGGACCGUUUCCCGACUCAAGGGGUGUAUGGUCUUCCAGCGGUAUCAUGCAAAUUUGCCCCUUUUUUUGUUUCUGGUAAGUCCAAAAAGAAAUUAGCUACGCCUGCACUGUCUCAGACCUCGAAUUUACCUCCAGAAGCAAUGCAAUUGUUGAAAAACCGAUUGGAUUCAUGCCAAGCCCGAAAGGAGGCAGCAGUCACCUCAACUGCCAGGAAACGGAGGAAAAAUGGAGAGAUUAAUGCUGCCGGUGAUUGUUCAAAAUCAAGCAAAUCUUUUGAAUUAAACAAGACAAUGACAAACUAUUGGAUUUUGCACAUCAACCCUUGGAAAACAACCAGCUCAGAGGUGGCUGAGUUUGAUGUACACCUCACCAAACUAUUUCCAAAUUCAUUUGUGUGGUUGCUGAGAGAAUGUUGUUUUUUACUUGACUGUAAGAUCACUGAUUUGUACCGAGAAAUCUGUGAUGUUGAAGAUUUGCUGCUAGGAAAAGAUUUACCCUGAGAUAAUGUCAGUCAGUCUUGAUAGCAUAGCUACUUGGACAUAACUCUCCUAUUGUUAUCGAUAGCAAAAUUAAAAAAUUAAUUUGAGCAUUGCAAACUUCUAGUCAUGUUUUAUCCCGAUGAAAGAAAACAAUCUCCUCAGUCGUUGAAAUUUUGUUAUACUUUUUUUUGAUAAUCUAAAAAUACCUAUUCUUGAAAAAUAGCAUGCGGAAAUGCCAGUCCCCUUUUUUGAAAAUGGAGUAAUAUGUUUGCGAACACUGGGAAGAUAAGUGGCAAAGUAAAACUGAGACAAGCAUGUGUUGAAAAAAAGAAUGAAGCAGCUAAUCAAACUCUUACAUCUAAAAGAUUUACAUUCUCAGCAGGAGUACAGAGAGUUCUUAUUUUCAGUACUCCCAUUUCUCAAACUGACUUUACAAUAUCCAAAACCCCAAAAUUUUUCGAAAACCACUUUUUCCCUUAGAUUUCAAAGCUGACUCCCUCAUUAUGCCACAAAUUGUUAAUAAACCAUCUAAACCAUCUGUAUUUCC